Molecule: messenger RNA, 663 nt
Organism: Coprinopsis cinerea okayama7#130
Lineage: Eukaryota; Fungi; Basidiomycota; Agaricomycetes; Agaricales; Psathyrellaceae
Exons: 2
Coding region: 1-663 (220 amino acids)
Source: RefSeq, a predicted model, not a curated record
AUGGUGAAAUUCACUUCCAAGCUGUUCGCUGCGCUGGCUGUAGCUACCGCAGUUCUCGUCCACUCGGCCACAGGCACCGGAGCACCAGAGAAACGCGAUAUUGUAGAAAUCAGCACUCCGGGGGUGACCCAAACGCCCGUCCUCGACGAAGCUUCCGGGAAACCAAAGGUGUUCACAUUCCAUCGCUUCACUCCCUUCCCAGGCGGAUUCGCGGAGGUUUUCAUGAAAACCGAGUCGUGCCCGGCGGGAAGUGGGUACAACAGGUUCCAACGAAUGCAGUAUACCACCAGCUUCAGCCACAAGCACUCCUCUCCACUCGACAACCCGAUCAAGGGCAUCCUAUCCUCACUCUUCCCGGGUUCUAUUGGUCAUAGGACUCGUCGAAGGCCUGUCCACCUAAGGCGGUCCAGUAGAAACCGGGGUGUUCUCCCCGCAGACCCGUUCUUCUCUCCUCAAAUUCAACGUCGUGGGCGCCGAAAUCAGUGGUACCGUCGAGAUACGAUUUCGGACCACGAGGACGUCCUGUUCCGCAGGUUUUUGGAGGACGAGGAAGGGUAUUUGGCUAGGGAUGUCGAGGAUUUAGCCGACAUUGCGCUGAGGGAAGAAGUGUUGGACCUGAUUGCGAGGUUCGAGGAGCUCGAGGAGUACGGUGCUUACUAUUAG